Molecule: messenger RNA, 4103 nt
Organism: Patella vulgata (common limpet)
Lineage: Eukaryota; Metazoa; Mollusca; Gastropoda; Patellidae
Product: trichohyalin
Exons: 19
Coding region: 41-2863 (940 amino acids)
Source: RefSeq, a predicted model, not a curated record
GAACCGACAGUUUGUAGACGAAGACGGGAAUGUUUAUAUUAUGGCGAAAGAUCCUAAAACAGGAAAACUUAUAAGAAAAAUCCUUAAUGUAACAAAAGCUUUUAAAAAGAAAGGUGGCGGAAAGCAAAAGAAGGCAAACAUGUCGAAGGAAGAGAAGGCUAAAUACAAGACCGGAAAACGCAACGAAGAUAGUGACAGCGAUUUCAGUUAUCGCAGCGUUUAUACUCCUGGUGGCACACGUAAAGUUCGCAGACGUAAGCGUCUCGAGGACGGAACGUAUGCGUCAAGUGAAUCGUACCACAGUAGUCAAGACGAAGACGGCGAGGCCAGACGACGACGGCGACGACAAGAUCGUGAUCACGAAGGUAGCGCUCAUAGUUACUAUAGUGUCACGAGCCCCGGAGGUACAAGACAAGUACGUAAGAAGAAGAAGCGCGCGGAUGGAACGUAUAGCGACAGUGAAUCAUGUGCUAGUUCGAAUACAGAGGAGACAAAAACAAAAGCAAGUAAAAGUGACGAGGACAGCGAUUGUAGUUAUAAUAGUGAUCUCAGUGAAGGCGGAACAAGAACAGUCACCAAGAAAAAACGGUUACGUGACGAAGAUGGUAAUAUUAUUGGUUAUGGUGAAGCGGAAGUUGUUGAUGAUCCAGAAAACCAAUUACUACUGUCUGAUACUGGUUCCAUAUCACCCAGAAGAGGUUCAAUAUCAGACGGUUCAGAAGGUGCUUAUGACAGAUAUAUGUCCAAGAAACUACAACAACUAGAGGAUGUCGCCAACACGAUGCAAGAAGAUGAAGAAAGGGAACAGGAAGAAGAGAGAAAGAGAAAGAUGUUAGAGGAUGAACACAACAGACUUCAGCAGAGAGUCUUUGAUCCAACGUGGCCUGGAACCAAACCGACCGACAAGAAUAACAUAGAGUUACCGAACUUUGACGAUCAGUACAAACGUCUUGGUGGGCCACGAGACCGGGCGGGCAAAUCGCGAGAGAAAAUGGGCGGUUCCCGGGAGAAGAAGGGUCCUAAGCUUGCUAAUAUGACGGAAGAAGAAAAGGCGAAAUAUUUUGAAGAACAAGAAAAGAAGGAACAGGAGGAAAAGGAACGAGAAAAAAAGGAGCGAGAGAAACGGGAGAAGAGAGACAGACAAAACUUGAGACGGGAGAAGACACAGGACAAUAUCGAAGAAGAAAGAAAACGGUUAUUUGAAGAACGAGAAAAAAGGCGGGAAAGUAUCAUGAGUCAACACCGUCUAACCACGCCCUUGAAUGGUAAACCCCAGAGUAUGGUGACGUAUGAAAAAGGCACUGCUCGCGAUAUUAAUACGCCUAUACAAAAGUAUGAUAACAGACAACAGGGAUUGUCUCAUUCCGAUUGGACGAAAAAAACUAAAGAUGUGAAAGGCAACACGAGGAAGGGUCGAGAUAGUACCGCAUUUGAUUAUCAACCCUCUAAACUGAACGCCCUAAACAGAAAAUAUGGCUCAGAUAAGAAAACAGAUGAUAAUUCUGGAAGGCUAUCAAGAAAGGAAAAUUCCAUAUUGAACGACGUCAUUAGAAGUGAUAAAGAUCACAAUGACAACAAAGAUAAUAACGAUAACAAGACAGGAGAAUGGACGAAAUUUGAAGUUGAUGAAAACGGGAACGUAUUACUGAAGCCUGGUGAAAAAAUAGAUAUAAAUAAAAUGACCGACGAGGACUUGAUUAAAUUAGGAAUUGAUCCAAGUUUACCCAAAUCAGAAAUAUUGAAAAAGUUACGGGAGAAACUGGGUGAUGAUAUUGUGAUAACUGAAGGUGACAGAGUUAUAUCAGCGAAUGAGAAUGGUGAAGAGGAAGACUCACUGUUAAAUAUAAUGAACAAACAGAAGAAACUUGCAGAAGAUAAGAACAUAAAAGGUGUCCGAAGGGUGAAUCUGCUACUACGUUCAGGUGGCUCAGCACUCCGGCUUCACAUGCAGAAAGUUGUAGAUACGUCACAUCUUAAAGAAUACAACUAUUCUACAGACAUAGAUGAGCGAGAUUCUUCAAUUGAUUUUAUGUGCCAUUAUCGUCUGGUUAAUCCAGAUAGAUUAGACUCGUAUGCCAAGGCGUUUGUUGUAGAAGACGGUGAUCUUGAUACAGUUAUCACAUUUCAGGAGAUAAGAACAGCUCUAGAAGGCGUUCCAUCAGUUCAACAUAUAACUAAUAAACAAGUUGAUUAUGUCUUCAAGGUAUUACAUAUAGAUGAUGCCACGUUGGUGACGUUUCGUAUGUUUGCUGUCAUCACAGCAUUAUGUGAAAGGGUAACAGCUAUGGAUUCUUUAAGUAAACAUUUAAUGGAGAUAUGUAAUUUGGCUGAUAUUGAGAGAAAGUUAAAUCUGUAUCAAGCCAUGUUCUAUCACAAUAUACCAUCUGAUAGAACUACCAACUUUAUUACAUCGGAUUCCUUGAAAAUAGAACUUAUAGCUGGUGGCCUCAACUGGCAACAACAAAAAUACAUCAUGGAGAAAAUGGAACCCAACGACUGGGGAGAGAUUUCCUUUAUAGAUUAUAUGUGUUACAUUCCGUUGUUCAUGUCCAUGCAUGAUAAUAUAUGUGAUAACCCUCUAGACAUGUCAGAUACCAAAUACCAGAUGCCACCCAGAAAACGACCACCUUCCGUCCAGAGAGACAUGAACCCCUUAGGUCAACCAUUGAGUCAAAACUCGACAUUCUUAUUAAAGAAACAAGCGAGAGAUUUAAUGGAAGGGAAACUAGAUAAAUCGAUACUACACGCCGACAAGAUAGAACUCUUACAUAAAUAUGCAAAAUUACCAGAAAUACCAAAGAGCCGCGAAUCAAAAAAAGCCGAGGAAACCGACGAAGAAGAAAAAAUGGACCUCAUUUAUUGAAAGAAAUAAGACAUACCACCUAUUGGAAAUGUUCUUCUAAGAUUUAUUAAUUUAUUUAUGUGUUUUGUACUAAGGCGGAAUAAAUUAUCAAGACAUUGUGAUAGUUUCGUGAUAAUUACGGAGAAUGUGCUGUGAGUGGAUUGACUGACAUCUCCGAAUUGAAGGUGGUCGGAAUCUGAAUAAUAUGAAAUAUAUUAGUAACUGCGUGUAAGGUGGUAUCUGAAUAGCUGUGAGGCUUCCUCAAACGAGAAGUGUUAUAAGGCAUCCUAGAAAAUGUAAAAAUACGCUGCUUUGUGUUCGACACCCGCCACUACCCAAAGCUAACCGGAGCAAUGGUUUGGACGUGACCAUGGAAUUUGGAAGCAGAAACAGUUCGUAAAAUAAAAUAAAGAUAUGAAUGACAAUUGGUUGAUCUAGUGGGUUUUUUUCUUGUGAACUAAGAAUGGUGUAUAUUUUUAAUUUGUGUCAAAUUUGGAUAACGGAGAAGGGAAACAAUACUUUGUUCCGAAUGAUAAAUGGACUGGCUAUGAAGGUAUCUUUAUUAGCUGUUGUUUUUAAUUCAAAUUCAACUUAAAGAUGUCUUCCAUGCUCUUGGAAAUUUUCGUUUGAUAAAUUUACUCUUGUGAGAAUGUUAUUUAUUUCGGAAGAAUGUAUUACGAAAUAUGUUAUAGUACAUGUAUUGUUAAUAAUGCAUGAAUAUUGUAUUACAAUGCCUUUUGGACUGUGUACACCCCCAACGAUAUUUCAGAUCGCUGGUGGUCAUAAUACAGAAGAACAUUAUAUGUGAAUGAUGACGUCAUUUAAGAAACAAAUGUUUAUUGAUGGUGACCGUAAGAACAAGUUGAUGAUGUCCAUGAUGAAACAAUUAUUUUGACAGUGAUGACACUAAUCACGACGGUGACAUCAUUUCUGAACAGGAACAUCACGACGGUGACGUCAUUUCUGAACAGGAACAUCACGACAGUGACGUCCUUUCUGAAUCGGAAGAUCACGACAGUGACGUCAUUUCUGAAGAGGACGACGAUGAUGUCAUUUUUGGACAGGAAGAUAAUGACUUUAACAAUGUUUGAUAACACGUUUGUUAUGACGGUCUUGAUAUUUCUGAGCACGACAUACGAGCCUUAUAGCUGCACCUUUGAAAAACACGAUACUAGUAAGUUAGAUGUGUUUGAAAUGUAUAUGUAGGUUGGUUUGCAGUGAUUGUUUUUAGUAUCGUUCUUAGCAGCGAAAACAAAUAAUA